UGGGCAAUUUAAUUAUUUUCAGUGUAUUGGAGCAAUAAAACUCAACUUAUUGUCAAGUUUAUUGACAAUAUUAUCAACAUUCAGGUGAACAGCUUUCUAUUAGAAAUUUCUUAACCGUCCCUGGUUUUGCAUCACGCAGCCGGUUGGAUUUUUGGGUUUUGUUUCAUUUUAUAAAUGAAAAGUUCUGAAUGAAUUUAAUCUUCAUGAUUAUUUUAAGAAAACGUAGUGAUGUAUUUGAUUGAUAUAUUUUCAUCCAAUUCCUUCAUACCUCAAGAUUUUGAAUAAACUAUUUUAUAGCAUUCUAGCUAUAAUUUGGAUCAAUUUUAACUGUUAUCAGUGAUUCCAUAUAUUGUGAUAAACUUCCAAUAUGAGUUUUUAUUAUUUUGUUAAUUGUAUAUCACUAACUUUUUUACCUUUGUUUUUUGUCUAUAAAUUUACACCUCUGUCUGAAUAUGGCUCCAUUUACCGGUGUUCAUUCGCUUUAUUUGCAUAUCUUGUUGUGCAGAUAGUAAAAUUAACGAUCAUGGCUACACUCCCUUUACCUGCCUUUCUUUUUGAUCAUUUAAUUGACUGCCUAGGUUUAUAUUAUGUUCUGGUCAAGCAACAAAAAGCUAGUUUAAUUCAAGUAAAAAUAUUAGGAGUUGCUGUAGGAUGGAGCUUCGGCGAAUCUAUUCUGACACGACUAAUCGACUUCUAUGUAAAUGCAAAAUCUAUGCAAUUCGACUGGAGACACAUCAUAAGUGCCAUGGAUGCCAAUGUAACACUGAUUCAAACAAUCUGCACUUGCACUUUGAUUUGGAACUAUUCACGAGGGAACAAGAAACUUCCUCUAACCAUAUUGUUGAUUUAUUUCACCGGUUUAUCAAUACUUUCCUUCAGUUUCGUUUUCAAAGUCAUUUUGGUAUCACUUCUAGCGAUUGCCACUUUUAUAGCUACUUGCUACUUACAGUAACAUAAUGGGCAGCAUAUUUUCCAUAAAUUAAUUAAUUCGAAUGUCAACUUUGUACAUCUGGUGAAACUAACCACUUUAUAAAUUAUUUAUAGAUCACACAAAUUAUUACAAUAAAUUUAGCUUGGAAUAAUUGA
Messenger RNA from Tetranychus urticae (two-spotted spider mite), 1086 nucleotides. RefSeq names its product BOS complex subunit TMEM147. NCBI's taxonomy places the organism in Eukaryota, Metazoa, Arthropoda, Arachnida, Trombidiformes, Tetranychidae. The record is from RefSeq and is a predicted model, not a curated record.